Messenger RNA from Penicillium expansum, 2406 nucleotides. RefSeq names its product fungal specific transcription factor domain-containing protein. The coding region runs from base 1 to 2406 and encodes 801 amino acids. The transcript is spliced from 7 exons. Lineage: Eukaryota; Fungi; Ascomycota; Eurotiomycetes; Eurotiales; Aspergillaceae. Gene Ontology annotation, biological process: DNA-templated transcription. The record is from RefSeq and is a predicted model, not a curated record. Gene Ontology annotation, molecular function: zinc ion binding; DNA binding.
AUGAACAAGCACCGCGAAUGUCAAUACCAGGCCGUAGACAAGCGAAAGCUCCCACUCCGUGUUGCUAUAGAGCUUCUAUCAAGCAGAGUUGAGCAGCUCUGUCUCUAUAUCCGUGAAAGUGGAUUGGAGGUCCCGCCUAUGCCGCAAGAAAGGGACACAGCGUUGGCUAACGUCCUUGAUCUUCUUGGCUUGACUGAAGUUCAUUCAGCCGCAAGAAACAAUCACGCUACCAGCAAAUCCUCUAACCCCAAGUCCCCAUCCGCAAGCGAUGAUCUGCCUUUUGAUGCACCCCCUUCUGUGCCAUUCUCCGCUCCUGGUAUAACAAAUGAUUCAAAGAGCACUUUGGCUCAGACACCAACAGCUCCGGGAAACACAUCGCAAAUAUUUCAACCGAGUUUCACAAUGUUUUCGGACCCUCAUGCCGUGUCGACACUGCCCAUGGUCCUUGAUACUGAAGAUCUGGAUAUCUCCCUUGCAGAACAAUAUCCACCCGCAGAUGAUCACUCGGAUAAUUCAUUGACCAACUGGGACUGGACUUUAGAUUUUGAGACAUGCAUUACACCACCAUCUCCAGAAAUUCAAGGCAUUGACACAGAACCACUACAGCCGCCAGUGGAGCAAUUGGAGAGGCAGGCAGAGCCUUUUGAGCCUGCCGUCGUUCAAACCCCGCUCAGCCUCGACAAUGAUACCAGGAGCACGGAAGAAAUUGAAGAUCUUAUUGACGAGCUUUCUGAUCGCAUGGGCACAUUGCGCUUUGGGCCUGGAGGGAAAGCUCGCUUCUAUGGCCCUACAUCGACCUUCAACCUUGCCGAUGCCCCAGUAUCCAUCAACAGUCAGACACAUCGGGCGGUCAAUUAUCUCGACGACGCAGACUACGACAGACAAGUCCCAUUAUCUCUCGAGGAGCAUCUUCUUAAUCUAUAUUUUACCUGGCAAGAUCCAUCGUUCCACGUCGUCGACCGAGAAAUGUUCGAGAAAGGCAAGAUAGCCUGGGAUGGGAAAGAAGAGACCCCGUUCUAUUCCGAGGCACUCUGCUAUGCAAUGUGCUCUCUUGGUGCUGCUUUUGAAACCCGUUAUCAUCCAUCCUUUGUGACAUACCCGAAAUCACUCGGUGAAUUCUUCGGGGACCGUGCAAAAGAGCUUCUUGAAAUUGAACUAGACUCUCCAUGCGUGUCAACAGUCCAAGCAUUAGUUAUCCUUAGCAGCCAUGAAAUUGGGGUGGGCUCAGAUACACGUGGGUGGCUCUACAGUGGGAUGGCUCUUCGACUUGCUUUUGAUCUUGCCCUGCACAUUGACCUGUCUACAUAUGUUGCUCGUGGGUCCGUUACCGCUGCCGACGCUGAGCUGCGUCGAACCGUCUUUUGGGCUGCGUAUAUGGUGGAUCAUCUUGUCGGCUUCUACCUUGGUAGACCUUUUUACACCAACAUGGAGGAUGUUACGGUCAAAAAGCCGAACAAUGACGUCCAGUAUCGAAAACCUUGCAAAUGGACGCCCUACGCUUCUCCCAUUCCAUUUGAACAUGAUUCGGAAUUAUUUGACUACGUUGGGGCUGUCAGUCAACAGGAAGUCUCAUUAUGUGAGCUUAUGGCGCCCUGUGGCUACUUUCUGUAUGGAACAUCAGUUAUUCCAAGAGCCUUGCUCCAGCAGCUCAAUGAGAAUAAUGUUGCCAAGCUUCUCAAUUGGAAAGCUCAGUUGCCCUCAAUUUUACAAAUUAACCUCAACGAUCAUACGUCUCCUUAUCUUCCGCAUGUGUUGCUACUUCACAUGCAAUAUUACCAAAAUCUCAUCUACACCCAUCGACCAUGGAUGUCAAAAGGCUACCUGCAACCACAGCCCCCGAAGGGACCUGGCUCCACCCACGCUCGAGAGAUGUGCAUCAAUUCCGCCGUUUCCAUUGCCAAGAUCCUUAUAUUGUAUGAGACCAGAUAUACUCUCCGCCGCAUAAACAUCAAAGCAGUGUCGAUCACCUCCUCCGCCGUACUCCUACUUCUCUUCGCCGCCGUUUCCCAAUACCAAACCGAAGGAGGAGAGAAUAUCAUCGCCCAUUUGAGUACCUGUUUCAGGGCCCUCGAAGAGUUCUCCCUAUCUUGGCAGAGUGCUAAUCGCGCUAAAGACCUUCUGGUUAGACUACAGCAUAAAUGGGAGGUUCGCACACGUGCUACCAAGCCGGACCGCGGGCCUGAUGGGGCCGGAUACCCACCAAGAAAACGAUCACGAACACUUAAUGGGUCUGACGCCAUGAUCCCUAAUCAUAGGAGGCUUAUAAAUACACAGCCUGAGACGCCCUGGCAUGAUGUCCAAUUGGAGUCUGGGCUAGGCUGGAUGCUUAUGCUCAGCGGUCAGCUUGUGUCAAAUGGGGAUGAAGAUAUCUAUUCAUUCGUCGGGAAUACGGUCAUCCCCGAAUAA